This is a messenger RNA of Salvelinus namaycush (lake trout), 1715 nucleotides long. Its product is annotated as interferon regulatory factor 4-like. The record is from RefSeq and is a predicted model, not a curated record. The transcript is spliced from 8 exons. NCBI's taxonomy places the organism in Eukaryota, Metazoa, Chordata, Actinopteri, Salmoniformes, Salmonidae. Gene Ontology annotation, cellular component: nucleus. The coding region runs from base 1 to 1479 and encodes 492 amino acids. Gene Ontology annotation, molecular function: protein binding; DNA-binding transcription factor activity, RNA polymerase II-specific; RNA polymerase II cis-regulatory region sequence-specific DNA binding. Gene Ontology annotation, biological process: immune system process; regulation of transcription by RNA polymerase II.
AUGAAUUUAGAGGGGGACAGCGGCCUGUCAGUGAUUUGUGGCAAUGGGAAACUUAGACAGUGGCUGAUCGAUCAGAUUGACAGCUGCAUCUAUCCCGGACUGGUUUGGGAGAAUGAAGAGAAAAGCAUUUUCAGGAUUCCGUGGAAACAUGCGGGCAAACAGGAUUACAAUCGUGACGAGGAUGCUGCACUCUUCAAGGCCUGGGCAUUGUUCAAAGGGAAACAUAGGGAAGGAGUGGACAAACCAGAUCCCCCCACAUGGAAGACUAGACUGCGAUGUGCUCUGAACAAAAGCAAUGACUUUGAUGAGCUGGUGGAGCGUAGCCAACUGGACAUAUCCGAUCCUUUCAAAGUCUACAGAAUCAUACCGGAGGGAGCUAAGAGAGGGAUCAAGAUGGCAGGGACAAUGUCCCACAUCAGCUCAGUCAACAGCUACCCUAUGCACUCUCUAUACCCAUCUCUACAGAGCCAGGUGUCUGGCGGAUUCAUGAUUCCUCAGGAGAGGAAGGAGUGGAGGGAGUACAGCCACGCACUGGACCAGCCUCAGCCUCACCAGCCACCCCACACUGAGCUGCAGUACAGCCAGUGCCACUACCCACAGCCACUCAGCCGACCCUGGCAUACCGGGCCACACACAGAUAACGGUUAUCAGUUCACUGGCUCCUUCUGUUCCUACUCUUCCUCAGAGUCUCACACCACAGCAUUUCAAAUGGACCACAACAUGUCUACCCUUUCUGACUUCCGACUGCACAUAUCCCUGUUCUACCGUGAGUCUCUGGUCAAGAAGGUAACCACCUCUAGUCCUGAAGGCUGCCGGAUCACCUCUUCUUCCUCCUCAUCUUCCUCUCCGUCCUCCCCCUGCCCCGAGGACAGGCUGUACAGUGGUGCAGAGACGGUGCAGUUCCCCUCCCCUUACCCCCAGUCUCAGAGGAGAGGGGCAGAGAAGCUACCCAACGUCCUGGAGAGGGGCGUGCUCCUGUGGAUGACGAUAGAUGGGCUCUAUGCCAAGCGGCUGUGCCAGAGCCGAGUGUACUGGGAAGGCCAGCUGGCACCCUACACGGACAAACCCAAUAAAUUGGAGAAAGAACAGACCUGCAAGCUGUUUGACACCCAGCAGUUCCUCACUGAGCUGCAGGGGUAUGCCCAUCAUGGCCGUCCCAUGCCCAGGCACCAGGUGGUGCUGUGUUUCGGAGACGAGUACCCGGACCCCCAACGCCAGGCCAAGAUGAUCACAGCACAGGUGGAGCCCAUGUUUGCCAGGGGCAUGUUAUACUUCAGCCAGCAGAGCAGCAGUCACUGCCUGAGGGACUAUGAGCUCCAGGGACAUACAGAGAUCUCCCUUCCGGCUCCAGGAGUCUACCAGAGGACCCUUCAACAGAGCUCCCCUCUAGCUCAAGGAGACUACCAGAGGACCCUGCAACAGAGCUCCCCUUUAGCUCCAGGAGACUACCAGAGGACCCUGCAACACAUACAGGAGUAACACACAAACAGGCCCCAGGAGCCAUGGACAUGAAUGUAGAUUGACCAAUGAGCUUUACAUCGCUUCUCCUGAAUAGUGUACAGUAUACUCAGGUCUUGGACUAAAAUACCUUACUGUAAUUUCAACGUAAAACUGGACUGUGCCUCCAUCGUCAGUGUCAGCAGUUUGAGCCAAUGAUCAAUGUUAAAAAUGGGGGCGCUGAAAGAAUCUACCCUAGUUUGUACAGGCUUACAAUU